Molecule: messenger RNA, 644 nt
Organism: Nicrophorus vespilloides
Lineage: Eukaryota; Metazoa; Arthropoda; Insecta; Coleoptera; Silphidae
Gene: GMF
Product: glia maturation factor beta
Exons: 3
Coding region: 86-508 (140 amino acids)
Biological process (GO): negative regulation of Arp2/3 complex-mediated actin nucleation; actin filament debranching
Cellular component (GO): actin cortical patch
Molecular function (GO): Arp2/3 complex binding; actin binding
Source: RefSeq, a predicted model, not a curated record
GAACGUUUGGGAGGUACAGCAAAUUGUUGGAAACAAGAUUAAUUAGUCAAAAUAAAACACAGAAAACCGCCUACUAACAAACAAUAUGUCUGGAAAUGUUAAUAUUUGUUCAGUUACUGACAAUGUGAAGAAAGCAAUAAAAGAAUUUAGAUUCCAAAAAAUGCAAGAUACAGCUGCUCUUAUUUUGAAGGUAGAUCGAGAGAAGCAAGAAAUUAUAGUGGAUGAAGAACUGGAAAAAAUUUCUGUGGAUGAUCUUCAAGAAAGUCUGCCAAGCCAUCAACCAAGAUAUGUGAUUCUGUCCUAUCGCCAAGUCCACAAUGAUGGCAGGAUAUCUUUUCCAUUGUGCUUUAUUUUCUACACGCCACGUGAUAGUCAUGCAGAACUGCAAAUGAUGUAUGCUGGUUCAAAAAUUUCCUUGCAGAAUGAAGCUGGAUUGACAAGGUCAUAUGAGAUCAGAGAACUUGAGGAUCUGACUGAGGAAUGGCUUUUGGAAAAGCUGGGUCAUUGAUUGUUGCCAAAUAUUAUAAAUCACAGGGUUUUAUCAGUCUUUUGCAUAGUACAAAAUAAGCAAAACCAAAAUAUUCAAUUGCAAAUAUAUUGUUUUUGUUUAUAUAAAAGCUUUCAUGUAAAAAAAAAACUAUAAA